Racocetra fulgida is the source of this 945-nucleotide messenger RNA. The record is from the annotation of a GenBank genome assembly. Lineage: Eukaryota; Fungi; Glomeromycota; Glomeromycetes; Diversisporales; Gigasporaceae.
AUGGGCGAAUUAAUUGCUAAGAACAAAUCUCUUAGAAAUGAAGCUGCUAAAUAUUCAUCCGAACUUGGUAGAGCAACAAAUUUCGAAUUUGGUGAUCAUGAUAGUAACAAUAUUAAUCAACUGUUGAAUGACAUUAAACAGUUAAAGAAUGAUCUUGAAUACUUUUGUACAUUAAGAAAAAGUUAUACUGAAAUCAAUGAAGAAUCGAUGAAAAUGCUUGCGAAACAAUAUGGUUGCUCAUCAGAAUUUUCCGUAAAAACUUUUAAUAGAAAUCUAUUCCAAGGUCUCUUACAACGUCAUAUUAUUGAAUUUAUUCUCAAUUCUGCUGAAGAGUAUCUUAAAUUCGAAGAGGGAGAUGACAGUGAACAUUUUGAAGCUAAGAUAAUAUCCGCGGAGACAAAAUUACAUUAUUGUGCAAAUUCGAUUUCAAAAUAUCGUGUCGGAACAGACAAAGUAUCUUCUGCAAUUCCCACAAAAUUACGUCAAUCGGUAUAUAUUCUCCUUAGCAACAGGGGGUUUUCUCAGAUUAAUCAUAUGGAUAAAGUUGAACAUCCAUUUAUUGCAAAUUUAACGAAAAAAAUAAUAAAUAAAAUGAAUAAUAUCCGUACAAUGAAAGAUUCUGUAAAAAACAAGGAAAUCGAAUCCAUGACGACCGAAAUUAUCCGAAGGAUUAUUGUGAUUUUUCUUUUUCGAUUUAAAGUUCAAGAACCUGCUGUUCAAUCCCAUUGGUUUCAGUGUGGAAACAAAAUUGAACCUGAAUUUAUGGAUGUACCAUUGAGUGAUGAAGAUCUUAAGAAUGCUUCUGUAGAUGCUUGUUCAUUUCCCUUAAUUGCAACAAAUCUUGACAAAAAAGAUUAUAAAGUGAUUUUAAAGGCAAGUAUUGUAAAAGCAAACGUUGUAAAAGAAGCUUAUAGUAGUGGUGGAAGUUAUGGUGUUUAUACUUAG